AUGGGCGAAGGGGCUGCGGGGCGAAGCUGCCCCCCGCGCCGGAGGCGGCUCCCGCUGCUGCUGCUGGGGCUCUGCGGCUGGACAGCCGCGCUGCGAGGAAAUGAUAAUAGUGAAGCUCUUCCCGAGUCUAUCCCAUCUGCUCCUGGAACACUGCCGCAUUUCAUGGAGGAACCAGAUGAUGCCUACAUUAUCAAAAGCAACCCCAUCGUGCUACGUUGCAAAGCUAUGCCGGCUAUGCAGAUUUUCUUCAAGUGCAAUGGUGAAUGGGUGCAUCAGAAUGAGCACGUGUCUGAGGAAAGCAUGGACGAGGCUACAGGCUUAAAAGUUCGAGAGGUUUUCAUCAACGUGACGAGGCAGCAGGUGGAGGAUUUUCAUGGGCCAGAGGAUUACUGGUGUCAGUGUGUUGCAUGGAGCCAUCUGGGGACCUCCAAGAGCAGGAAGGCAGCCGUGCGCAUAGCUUAUCUACGGAAGAACUUCGAGCAAGACCCCCAGGGGAAGGAGGUGCCCAUCGAAGGGAUGAUCGUUCUGCACUGCCGCCCGCCGGAGGGGGUUCCUGCCGCUGAGGUGGAAUGGCUCAAGAACGAGGAGCCCAUUGAUUCCAAUUUGGAUGAGAACAUUGACACCAGAGCAGACCACAACCUCAUCAUCCGCCAGGCGCGGCUCUCCGACUCCGGCAACUACACCUGCAUGGCUGCCAACAUCGUCGCCAGGAGGAGGAGCCUCUCUGCCACCGUCGUGGUAUAUGUAAACGGCGGCUGGUCUUCGUGGACCGAGUGGUCCAGCUGUAACGCACGGUGUGGUCGAGGCUGGCAGAAGCGAUCGCGAACCUGCACAAACCCCGCGCCGCUCAACGGAGGGGCCUUCUGCGAGGGAAUGUCAGUGCAGAAAAUCACCUGCACUUCGCUUUGCCCUGUGGAUGGAAACUGGGAGGUGUGGAGCGAAUGGUCCGUGUGCAGCCCGGAGUGUGAACACCUGAGAGUUCGGGAGUGCAUUGCUCCCCCGCCAAGGAACGGAGGAAAAGACUGCGAGGGCCUGAGUCAGGAGUCGGAGAACUGCACCGAGGGGCUUUGCAUUCAAGACAUGGAGAACGCCAGCGACAUUGCCUUGUACUCGGGGCUGGGAGCGGCGGUCAUCGCUGUGGCCGUGCUGGUGGUGGCAGUGACCCUGUACAGACGGAGUCAGAGUGAGUACGGCGUGGAUGUGAUUGAUUCGUCUGCACUGACAGGAGGCUUCCAGACAUUUAAUUUUAAAACAGUCAGACAAGGUAACUCCCUGCUUUUGAACUCGUCCAUGCAGCCGGACUUGACAGUGAGCAGAACGUACAGCGGACCCAUCUGCCUGCAGGACCCCAUGGACAAGGAGCUGAUGACAGAGUCUUCACUGUUUAACCCGCUGUCCGACAUCAAAGUCAAAGUGCAGAGUUCAUUCAUGGUUUCCCUAGGGGUGACCGAGAGGGCUGAAUAUCACAGCAAAGCUCAUUCUGGAACUUUUCCUCAUGGGAAUACCAGGGGCUUUGGCACGAUACACGCCAGGAACAAGGCUACCUACAUCCAGAACCUUUCUCCUAUUUCAGCAAAAAGUGAGCUGAAAACAGCUGCCGUUUUUGGACACCUGGGUGGCCGUUUAGUGAUUCCGAACACAGGAGUCAGUUUGUUGAUACCCCAUGGAGCUAUUCCUGAGGAGAGUUCAUGGGAGAUCUAUCUUGCCAUCACUCAAAGGGAAUCCAGCCUACAGCCAGAUGGCCCAGAUGUUCUUCUAGGCCCAGAAGUAAGUUGUGGUCCCUCGGAUGUGUCUGUGAGCACCCCGUUUGCCUUGACUAUUCCACACUGCGCAGAGCUGAAUUCAGAGCACUGGAAUAUUCACUUGAAGAAAAAGACCCAACAGGGAAAAUGGGAGGAAGUGAUGUCUGUGGAAGAGGAAACUACUUCCUGCUACUGCCUGUUGGAUCCUUAUGCCUGUCACAUUCUCUUAAACAGCUUUGGAACUUAUGCUCUUAUUGGAGAGCCCAUCUCUGACUGUGCCGUCCGACAGCUGAAAGUAGCCGUUUUUGGAUGCAUGUCUUGCAAUUCUCUGGAUUACAAUCUGAGAGUGUAUUGUAUGGAUAACACGCCUUGUGCAUUUCAGGAAGUGGUUUCAGAUGAAAAGCUCCAAGGAGGACAAUUACUGGAGGAACCAAAACUUCUGCAUUUCAGGGGGAAUACCUUCAGUCUUCAGAUAUCUGUCCUUGAUAUCCCUCCUUUCCUCUGGAGAAUUAAACCAUUUACUGCAUGUCAGGAGGUGCCCUUCUCCCGCGUGUGGUGCAGCAACCAGGCGCCCCUGCACUGUGCCUUCUCCCUGGAGCGCUACACGCCGGCCACCACCCAGCUCUCCUGCAAGAUCUGCGUGCGGCAAGUCAAGGGGCACGAGCAGAUUCUGCAGAUCCAGACGUCCAUUCUGGAGAAUGAAAGGGAAACCAUCACUUUCUUUGCACACGAUGACACCAACUUCGCUGCACAGAUGGGCCCCAAAGCCUUCAAAAUCCCCUACUCUAUCAGACAGAGAAUAUGCGCAACGUUCGACACACCCAGCGCCAAAGGCAAAGACUGGCAGAUGUUAGCACAGAAAAACAGCAUCAACAGGAAUCUCUCAUAUUUUGCUACACAGAGCAGUCCAUCUGCUGUCAUUUUGGACCUCUGGGAAGCCCGACAUCAGCACGAUGGUGACCUUGACUCCCUAGCAUGUGCUCUGGAAGAAAUAGGAAGGACACACUCCAAAAUCUCAAACAUAACAGAAACUGAGAUGGAGGAGGCUGACUUCAGCUACAGCAGACAGAACGGACUUUAGUCGUCUCCUCUCCAUUCAAGAAUCAAUGGCCAGCUUUGAUUUUUACACUAAAAUGUCUCUUUGGCAGGGAGGGAGUAAGGAUCCGUGCACAGUGUGUAUAAGGAACAAACAUUAAGUUCGACAAUGCAGUUUUCAUUUGGAGGAGCAGAAGCUGCCCCCAUUACAAAUCAUCUCAGUAAUAAGGAAAAUUUAGGCUUCUCCCGGGCCCAGCGCUCUCCUUUGUUCUAUAUUUGAAAUAUGUUCUAGUGUCAAAAACUAAACUACACACCUGCCAUUCCCAGGGGCAGGACGGGGUGAGGUGCGUAGAGCUUUUAUACUGUAUUUAGGAAAAAAUGCCUAGUGAUAAUCAGCAAAUAGCGUAUUGAAUAUGUAAAGCCAUGAGAGGUCACUUGUAGUUUAAAGGUUUGUUGUGGUGGGGCCUUGUGUCGCUUUUGUCCUGCACCUCUCUAAUUCACCGCAUUUCAAGGGUGGGUUCAAGGUGCCCUUUGAUGGCAUCGCAGAGUCACUUUGUAUUUGCUUUAAUCUAG
This is a messenger RNA of Nothoprocta perdicaria, 3350 nucleotides long. RefSeq names its product unc-5 netrin receptor D (gene UNC5D). Gene Ontology annotation, cellular component: membrane. Gene Ontology annotation, molecular function: protein binding; netrin receptor activity. Bases 1 to 2823 code for a protein of 940 amino acids. The record is from RefSeq and is a predicted model, not a curated record. The transcript is spliced from 16 exons. Lineage: Eukaryota; Metazoa; Chordata; Aves; Tinamiformes; Tinamidae. Gene Ontology annotation, biological process: netrin-activated signaling pathway.